AUGGUUUCUUUGAUUGAGAACAAAUUUUUGGGUGCUUCCAAAUCUCUCUUUAACGUGCGUUCGUUGUUGGAAUCCAAUGGCUUGACAAGUCCUGUUCAUAAUGGAAAACAUCCUCUCUCCACCUAUGUCAGAAAUGACGAACAAGUUAGGGUGCAGUUGAGACCCUUGUUAUGCUUGAUGAAGUUUGCAUAUGGAGCUUGUCUUAUUCGUCCUAAUUCACUUGAACUUGAACCAGUGAUUAGAAGACAUGAACAUACAGUUAUUAAAUUCUUAUUAAACCAUGAAGGAUUGAGAAGAUUCAGUAACGUUUUGGAAUGGAGUGUGGACAAUGAUGACGAGAAGGAGCCUUUGAUUAUUUGUGAGCUCAUCAAAAUUCAAUACAGUGGCAACAAUGAAUUUCAAAUGUUUCUUAUUGACGAGAACAUCAAGAUUUAUGGUGUCGACGAAUGGAAGAUGGUAAUUGAGAGAUUGUAUUAUUUAAAGGAAAGAAAAUGA
Naegleria lovaniensis is the source of this 495-nucleotide messenger RNA. RefSeq lists its product as uncharacterized. The record is from RefSeq and is a predicted model, not a curated record. Bases 1 to 495 code for a protein of 164 amino acids. Lineage: Eukaryota; Heterolobosea; Eutetramitea; Acrasida; Naegleriidae. The transcript has a single exon.